Molecule: messenger RNA, 3607 nt
Organism: Darwinula stevensoni
Lineage: Eukaryota; Metazoa; Arthropoda; Ostracoda; Podocopida; Darwinulidae
Source: the annotation of a GenBank genome assembly
AUGGCAAACGUCGAGUGCGAUUGGAAGGACGAGUGCGACGCCCUGUGGGCGGGGCGACGGGGAUGGGGCAUAUCUCAGCCACGAGCUCUACCCAGCCCAUUACAAAUCCUGCAUCGCCCUCUGCUGUAUCGCAAGAGCGGAAGCAUGAUCGGCUGCUACGCGAUUCGUCUCCUCGUUGCAACGUGGGUGCUGGGGGACGUGGGCCUGAUCGCCUUUCUAGGUCGAGCCCAAUCUCAGCUUCAAACUCGUGUCGACUCCGGAGCACCGUGUAAGACGGAGGACGGGUCGCCGGGGACCUGCACGUUCCCUGUCUACUGCUCUACUCAUUACCGCGAGUCGUCGGAAUGUUCCCUCGGGAAAUUCGGGUUCCAGAUGGUAUCUUAUCGCGACCAGACUGCUUCUCAAUUAUUGAGUCAGGGACUGGUCAUACAGCCGGGAACUCCCGCCGGCUACCACCACAGGUUCUUCCAGUCCGACCCGAAAUCGCUUCAAUUGGCGAAGAAUGCCAUGGUUGGCGUCGAGGCGGCGGGGAAUCUCACUCGACAGUUCAAUCUGAGCCCGGACCAGGCGACGUUCGGAUUGUCGAAAUACUCCAUGACGAAAACACCAGCGGCCAGCACGUGCCAGCCCCAGCCGACAUGCACCCCCAGCAGCAAAUACCGAAAUCAGGAUGGAGCCUGCAACAAUCUUCAGAACCUUCUGUGGGGACAAUCGAGGACUGCAUUGCAACGCCUCCGACCAUCGGCUUACCAAGACGGUGUGAGCUCGCCUCGAGUGGCGGUGUCGGGGAGAGCGUUGCCCAGUGCCCGGACCGUGAGCAAUACCCUAGUUCCGAAUUGCGAUCGACCCGAUAUGAAUUUGACGCUCCAGACUAUGCAAUGGGGACAGUUCCUGGACCACGACAUCUCCUUCGUCCCCAAUUCUAAACUCGAUUACCUCGGGGUGCAGGGGAUAAGUUGUUGCCAGAAUGGAAAUGUGAUCGUCCCUUCCCCUUUUCCUGAAUGUUUCGCCAUCUCGAUCUCCCCACAGGAUCCCUUCUAUGGACCACUGCAGAUGAACCAAAUAACCUCCUGGCUUGACGGGAGCUCCGUAUACGGGUCUGAUCUCGAGACGACGAAGAUGCUGCGAGCAUUCCAAGGUGGGCUCAUGAAAACCUAUGAAUUGGACGGUCGGAGCCUCCUUCCUCUCGAGUCCGAAGGCGCCAGGAAACGCCAAUCGACGGCCCCGGGCUUCAUCGCCGGGGACACGAGGGUGAACGAGAUGGCGAGCCUUUCCGUCUUGCACACCAUCUUCGUUCGGCAGCACAAUCAGAUCGCCAGGGUGCUCCAACAACUGAAUCCGGCUUGGACUGACGAGACUCUGUUUCAAGAAGCAAGAAGGAUCGUGGGCGCUCAGUUGCAACACGUCACGUUCAACGAAUGGCUCCCAAUCGUUCUCGGGUCCACAUACAUGAGGAAUUUCGGGAUCGCAACCCAGCAAUCGGGAUAUCGACUCAAUUACGAUGCAAGCAUCAACCCGAGCGUGACGAAUGAAUUCGCCGUAGCCGCCUUCCGAUUCGGCCAUACGCUCCUCCAGGGGAUUUUCAAACUUUUUGGAGGAGGAGGGAAUAAGGAGGUGUUGGAACUGCGGGACCUUUUCGAAAAUCCGAGUCUGCUGUUCCCAAAGAAUGGGAUAGAUCGACUCAUCAAUUCUUUAGUCACUCAAAAUGUGCAGAGUUUCGACCACUUCGUCACCACAGAAGUGACGGAGCAUUUGUUCGAGACCCCCACCCAGAGUUUCGGAAUGGAUCUGGUGUCGCUGAACCUGCAAAGGAGCAGGGAUCACGGGGUCCGAGGGUACAACGAAUACCGGCAACUGUGCGGUCUCGGCAGGGCCAGCAACUUCAGUGGAUUCGCGCCUCAGAUCGAUAACCACAUGAUAGAGGACAUAGCGCAUACCUACGAGAACGUAGACGACGUGGAUCUCUUCAUCGGUGGCAUCAGUGAACGGCCACUCGAUGGGACUCUGUUGGGACCCACCUUCCAUUGCAUCAUCGGCGACAUGUUCCAGCGUCUCCAGAAGGGGGAUCGCUUCUUUUACGAUAUCGGAAACCAACCCAAUUCCUUCACACCCGGUGAUUACUUCUCGUCUGGCUCUUUUACUCUCUCCAUCGAGCAAUUCCCGAUGAUCCUCUCUCUGUCACCCUCGUCGAUCGUAGCGCAACUGUCGGAGAUCCGGAAGACGAGUCUCGCCCAGAUCCUGUGCGACAACAGCGAUGGUGGAAUCCAAGGAAUUCCACCCUUGGUCUUUCAGAGCACGAUCCAGAAGGUGCCUUGCUCGAGCCCGACGAUUCUCCGACCGCAGUUUGGGGAUACGAGGGUGAACGACGUCGCGUGUCUCUCAGUCUUGGACACCAUCGUUCAGCAGCACAGUCAGAUCGCCAGGGUACUCCAACGACUGAAUCCGGCCUGGACUGCCGAGACGUUGUUUCAAGAAGCACAAAGGAUCUUUGGCCCUCAGUUGCAACACACAUCACAUUCAACGAAUGGCACCCAAACGUUCUCGGUGGCGGCGCAAGGGAAUCGAGGCACAGGCGCUCUCCAUCAGGUUCCUUCUCAUUCCCCAUCCACCUUCCACCGUUCCCCUUUCCUGGUGUCGAGUGCCUUCUCGAGUGGUGUGCGAGACGGGAAGAGAAUGCCAGAAGUGGAACCAAUAUCGGUCUCAGACGCGGAGGGAGGUAACGCGAGUCAGGAAUUUCUCGACGGGCAUCAAUACAGUCGGAAGGGGAUCCUUCGGUACGAGAGGAUCUUCGGCGAUGACUUCGUCAGCACCGGCGGCAAGGAUAGCACCGAAGAAUUCCUGUCCAUGCUACAUCUUCGCAGUGGGCAGAAGGUGCUGGACAUCGGAUCGGGGAUCGGGGGAAGCGCCUUCUUCAUGGCUAAUCACGCUCAUGUACAUGUCUUGGGAGUCGAUCUUUCACAAAACAUGAUUGCCCUUGCCCAAGAGAAACUGCACAAUAAAUAUCCCCAUCUCAAGGACAAGGUGAAAUUUCAUCACGGUGACAUAUUCGAGCAGGAGUUCCCUGAGAACUCUUUCCAUUUGAUCUACACUCGCGAUGCCCUCAUUCAUGUGGGAGAGAAGAAAACCCUAUUUGAAAAUUGCUUAAGGUGGCUGAAACCCGGUGGAAGGCUAUUCAUUACAGAUUAUUGUCGGGGGAAUGCCGCCCAGUUCGACAGGGAAUUCAUCGAGUACGUCAAGGAAAGGGACUAUAAGCUUCUCACCAUCCACGAAUAUGGAAAAUUGCUGGAGAGCGUCUUUCCAGAAGUCUGGAGUGACGAUCGCACUGAGCAGUUCCUCAUGGUGCUCAAGAAGGAACUUGCACAUUUGGAGCACAUCAAAGACUCUUUCAUCAAGGAAUUCUCGGAGGACGAUUACAAUUAUUUGGUGGAAGGGUGGAAAGCAAAAGUGCAGCGAGUCCAUUCUGGCUAUCAGGCUUGGGGAGUGUUCCUUGCCACCAAACAUUAGUGUCACUUCUUUCUCUCCUGCUUCUCUCCUCUUGUGUUCCUUACCUAAUUUCUUUCUGGUCUCCAUAAUACUUCAUUCUUGCAUUAAAGUGCCUUCAUUCUUA